This is a messenger RNA of Botrytis byssoidea, 297 nucleotides long. RefSeq lists its product as uncharacterized. NCBI's taxonomy places the organism in Eukaryota, Fungi, Ascomycota, Leotiomycetes, Helotiales, Sclerotiniaceae. The transcript has a single exon. The record is from RefSeq and is a predicted model, not a curated record. The coding region runs from base 1 to 297 and encodes 98 amino acids.
AUGUCAAAUCCGCAGUAUGACAGCAAUGGAAAUCCAAUGGAUCCGAGAGAUGAUUUUAGUCAGAUAGACAGCGACGUCCGCUUUGUUCCUCAGACCAGAUACAACGACAUUUUUGAUGGUAAGUUCCCUGCGCAGAUUGCUAAAGACAAGGACAAUGCACGAAGAGGACACGCAGGCGGCAGUUCCAGUGCUGGAGGAAAGGGAAAGAAAGUCACAAAGCCCUACGACCCUGUGUAUCGAGCCCACAAAGAAAACGUUAAGGCUAAAGAAGCUAAAGAUGCCUCUGUGCGCCGAUGA